AUGUCGAUCACUGAAGAAAACGAAACAAAAACUCCGCCAGGUACGAAUGUGGAUUUGGUUACUAGCUCUGCAUCCAGUCAUGACAGUACCAGAGAAGAAGAAAACAAUGAUUCUGACUAUGAUCCUGCCAAAUGGUACAACAAAAAGCCAUUUGGAAAGUUAUUUCCCUUUUCAAGUGGACUCUCUCAGAUUUUGAUGGUUUCUUUUGUUUGCUUUUUAUGUCCGGGAAUGUUCAACGCAUUAUCUGGUAUGGGAGGUGCUGGAUUGUCGUCUGCAACACUUUCAAACAAGGCUAAUAUUGCAUUGUACUCUUGCUUUGCAACGGUUGGAUUUUUCUCUGGAACAAUUGUUAACACAUUUGGUGUUAGGUGGUCUCUUGCUUUUGGUGGUACCGGCUACUCGAUUUAUAUUGGCUCUUUUCUUUGUUACAAGCAUACCGGAAAUGAAGGUUUCAUAAUUUUUGCCGGAGCAUGGUUGGGAUUAACUGCUGCCACACUUUGGGCAGCAACAUCCACAUGCAAUAUAUCUUAUCCUACCGAGGCAAAGAAGGGAACAUACAUGUUUAUCUUUUGGGCCAUAUUCAAUUUAGGUGGAGUUAUUGGAUCUUUGAUCCCAUUAGCACAAAAUAUGAAUAAUUCAAGUGGCGAUGUGACUGAUGGUUCUUAUAUUGCUUUCCUUAUUCUCACAAUCCUUGGUGCCAUUAUUGCCCUCUUCAUGCUUCCUACAAAGAAUGUUAGGAGAACGGAUGGGACUAAGGUUAUAUAUCAAAAGAAUCCAAAUAUUGUGAGCGAACUGACUGAACUAGUAAAACUUUUGGUCAAGGAACCAUGGAUUUUACUUCUUUUCCCAAUGUUUUUUGCAUCCAACUUCUUUUAUACCUAUGAACAGUCAGACUUCGCAAUUGCCUUUACGGUUCGGACGAGAUCUUUGAACUCCUUACUCUUUUGGCUUAUGCAAAUGGUGGGUUCUUAUGUUAUUGGAAUUCUUCUUGACUUGAAAAAACUAUCGAGGCGAACACGUGGAAUUUUUGGAUGGGUUUCAUUGUUUAUUUUAACGCAAGUUAUAUGGGGAAUUGGAAUGCUAUGGGUGAAGGGCCGAACUAGAAAUCAAACUGUGUCACUUAUCGAUUUUAAGGAAGGAAGAUAUAUAGGUCCAAUGUUUUUAUACAUGUUCUUUGGAUUUUAUGAUGCCAUUUGGCAGUGUUAUACCUACUGGAUCAUGGGUGCACUCACAAAUUCUGCAAGAAAGGGUGCUAUAUACGCAGGGUGGUAUAAGGGUCUUCAAAGUGCAGGCUCGGCUAUAGCUUGGUCGAUGGACCUCAAUGAAAAACCGUAUAAAACAAUGUACGGAACGACAUGGGGUUUAUUAGCUGGCUCUUUGGUCGUUGCUUUUCCGAUUUUGUAUUUGAAGGUUGAAAACACAACAGAAAUUGAGAAGGAUUUGAAAGACAUAAAGGGUGUUAGCCAAGAAUUAGUUGAUGAAUUAAAUAUCCAGAAGACUAUAACAACCAAGGAAAGAACUUAA
This is a messenger RNA of Brettanomyces bruxellensis, 1524 nucleotides long. RefSeq lists its product as uncharacterized. The transcript has a single exon. The record is from RefSeq and is a predicted model, not a curated record. The coding region runs from base 1 to 1524 and encodes 507 amino acids. NCBI's taxonomy places the organism in Eukaryota, Fungi, Ascomycota, Pichiomycetes, Pichiales, Pichiaceae.